Molecule: messenger RNA, 513 nt
Organism: Colletotrichum godetiae
Lineage: Eukaryota; Fungi; Ascomycota; Sordariomycetes; Glomerellales; Glomerellaceae
Product: integral membrane protein S linking to the trans Golgi network-domain-containing protein
Exons: 3
Coding region: 1-513 (170 amino acids)
Biological process (GO): protein localization to Golgi apparatus; Golgi to plasma membrane protein transport; Golgi to endosome transport
Cellular component (GO): Golgi membrane; trans-Golgi network
Source: RefSeq, a predicted model, not a curated record
AUGCCCCGCCGUCGCAAGCCGCCCCGGCCAGGCGCCCUCAACGAUCUGCCCCCGCUGCGCAUCGCCUCGCAGAUCGCGGCGCUACAAGGACUGUACUAUGCCGGGGCGUUGGUGCUGAUGCUCUUUUCGGCGCUUGUCGCUGGAACGGGGUUCACGCUGGAUCUCGUCUUUGGGUGGGAGGCUGUUCGGGGAGAUACGACGCAGGGGUGGUUGGGGGCUUUCUUGUGGGUUCUUGAUGGGGGUUUCUGCAUCCUAUACACCGGCCGCAUCCCACGGAACGCAAUGUGGUGGGGUGCCAUGGCGGCCAGCUCGGGUAUCUGUGUCGCCUUGGCGGUUUGGGGAUCUAGAUACCGCGAGUUGAGGCCAAUAUCGUUUGGUGGAGGGGCGAAUGGCGGCGCCGGAGACGAGGAGGAUGGGCUUGGGUUCUCGAGGGGACGGGGACGAGGGAGAGGGAGGGAUGGGGAGGGCGGGUAUGAGAUGGUUGGGAUGGAUCAUGAGAGACGGAAUUCUUGA